Messenger RNA from Vicia faba (fava bean), 1140 nucleotides. Lineage: Eukaryota; Viridiplantae; Streptophyta; Magnoliopsida; Fabales; Fabaceae. The record is from the annotation of a GenBank genome assembly.
AUGAUAAAAAAGGAUUGGGUGGAGUUACCUCCACACAGUCAAAGUUAUAAGGACGGUGUAAAUUACUUUUUGGAUAUUGCAUUCACCAAAGGAAUGGUUGAAGAAGAAGAGAUUUUGUGUCCUUGUUCUGUAUGUUACAAUGAUUGUUGUGAAGUAAGAGAUGUAGUGUAUGACCAUUUAUGUAGUAAAGGAUUUGUAAAGGGAUACACUGAAUGGAUUUAUCAUGGUGAAGAUGAGAGUCUUAUAGAUUUUGAUGGUGAUAAUGAUGAUGAAACAUCAUCUCAUGAUGAUAUUGAUGGCUUACUAUUUGAGACAUUUAAAGAUGUGGCUGAAGGAGGUGGAGUACAUGAAAGGAUAAAUGAAGAUGCAAAGAAAUUUUAUAAACUAGUUGAUGAUGCAAAUCAAGAGUUGUAUCUUGGUUGUGAAAAGUUUUCCUCGUUAUCAUUCACUAUUCGAAUUUAUUUGUUGAAAUGUCUCCAUGGAUGGAGUAAUGCAUCAUUCACUGCUCUCGUAGAGUUGUUAAAAGAGGCUAUGCCAGAUUUGAACAUCCCUGUCUCUUUCAAUAAAACAAAAUCUAUGAUAAAAGAUUUGGGCUUAGACUAUAAAAAGAUUGACGCAUGUCCGAACAACUGCAUGUUGUUUUGGAAAGAUCACGAGAAAGAUGAUUCAUGUCAUAUUUGUGGCACGUCAAGGUGGAUUGAAUAUCCUGAAGUUGCUAAUGAUCUUGAAGAAUCUAUAAAAGCUCAUAAGGUUCCCGCCAAAGUUCUAAGACAUUUUCCAUUGAUUCCAAGAUUGAAAAGACUUUUUAUGUGUUCAAAGACAGCUGAUACAUUGAGGUGGCACGCAGACCAUCGUUCAAGGGAUGGGAAGUUAAGGCAUCCAGCUGAUGCCCAAGCAUGGAAAGACUUUGAUGCCAAACAUUCAGAUUUUGCUCGUGAAACUCGUAACAUCAGACUUGGGUUGGCAAGUGAUAGCUUUAAUCCAUUUAGGACCAUGAGUCUUUCACAUAGCACAUGGCCUGUUGUAUUAACAGUAUAUAACUAUCCGCCAAAUUUGUGCAUGAAGGCUGAAAAUUGUUUGAUGUCGUUACUUAUUCUUGGACCAAAGUCACCCGGAAAUGAAAUUGAUGUGUAUUUGUAG